This is a messenger RNA of Monodelphis domestica (gray short-tailed opossum), 2970 nucleotides long. RefSeq lists its product as uncharacterized. NCBI's taxonomy places the organism in Eukaryota, Metazoa, Chordata, Mammalia, Didelphimorphia, Didelphidae. The record is from RefSeq and is a predicted model, not a curated record.
UUGGAAUCUAAAGGAGGAAGGAAAAGGCCUUAGCCACUCAGAAGUAAGGACAGAAGCACACAUACAGACUCCAGUUGCUUUUUUCUAAGAUACCAAAAUACCUCACUACGUAGGUUGAUUUGCAAUUUUUUGAAGUCAUGUGACACAACCAUGCUACUUAAAAAGCAGUGUGUGCGGUUUGAAUGACUUAAGGCCAAAGCUUGUUUUCCUUUCAUAACUGUGGAUUUCUGUAGUCUGUUUUUGACUACCCAGACUUUGGUUCAUACAUACAUAGCAACUGAAGAAGGUGACAAGUAUUUAGAAGGAAGGCAAAGACUAAAGCUACUUUUGAAACAGAAGCUUUUCAUCCAGAAGUUAAUUAAGUCACCUUUGGACUAGGAUUCACUGGGGAAAACUUACAGACAGUUUUCAGGAGUAGAGCAGUCUGUAGCUGAGAUCUUCCUCAUAAAAUGGUCUUGCACAACAUGAGCUGGGUCCAAUACCCGAGCCAAGAGCUCCUGGAGAUCGAAGGUAUCAUCUGGUCACAACACGUCAUCUCCAGGUUUAUGCACGUCUACUUCGCACUGUUUGUCCCCACGAGCCUGCUGGCCGGCGCCUUCAGUCUGGUGGCGCUGGGGAGGAGGCGCGCUGUGCUGGCCACGCUGGAUCUGUGCGUCUUAGACUCGGUGGUCACCAGCCUCGCCGUGACCCUGUUCUCAUUCACGACCAUUGCCAGGCCAGACUACAUAGUGACCAGCCACCUGAGCUGUGGGGUCCUCUCUUUCUUCUUCAACGUUUGUUACUUCAACGCUCAGUACCUUCAGAUCGCCAUGCUCUUUGCCUUCCUGUUCCAGGACUACUUGCCGUGGGUGAGGCGGCUGAAGCUGCCCGCGGGGCCGCUAGCGCGCCUCAGCCUGGUCCUCGUGUGCGCUGUGGGCGGCUCUCUGGGAGGGACGAUGCUGCUGGGCACAGCCGGCUCCUUCCUGGAGAGCGCGCCGUGCCAGGUGGACCCGCUGAGCGCCUGGCCCGAAUAUGAGAUCGUCAAGUUCAGCCUGGGCUUCGGGGCGGCGCUGGUCAUAGAGGCGGCUUUCUUUCUCCUGCUGGUCGGGAAGCUAGUGCGGGGGCACCGUCCUCGGCAGAAAAGCAGCCAGUCCGCUUACCCCCUCGUGCUGGCCAGCACCCUGAGCAUGUUUGCCUGCCGCCUCUUCUACAACAUGAUGCUCCUCAACCGGGCUCGGCUCAAACUACAGAGGGAUAACGGUUCUCCCCGAGAUGAGCUUGUCAUGAACAUUGCAGAGCUGGUGCUGUUCGCCGAGAGCUGCGCCAGCAACCUGGCCGUUCUCUUUCUUCAUCAGCCCUGUAAGGCAGCCCUGGCUGAAGACCUCCGCAAUCUAAGCGGACGGUGCCGAAGGGAAGAGGAGGCCCCUGGCGGCGUGGCCCUGUGACCAGGGAGCUGGCGCGUAUCCCCAUCCCUGCCUGUUGAAGACGGGCAGGAUGGCAAGGGAGGCGCCGCUCGGCCAGGAAGAGGGGCUCCCUCCCUCUGCUUGAACUCCAAAUUUGCACAGUAGGAUCACCCGGGCAAGAGACUGCAGGGAUUUUUUACUCACUGCUAGAUUCUAGACCAUCCACAAAUAGUUGCAAAUGCCAAAAAGUGCCUCCAUCGAAGUCCAGAAUGGUACUGGAAGGUAGCCUGCCUUUUUAAGCUCUCUCAGCAGUUAGAACUGGCGCCAAGCUACCUGAACACAUUCACAAUGACCGGUUCAAUAAAUGCAAGCCAGAAUAUGUUUAUAGAUUUAAGGAAUAUUUCACCUUAUUCAGUUUGUUUUGUUAGGUUUUAAAAUAUUCGAUUAAUUGAAAGUGAAUAUGGAAACAACAGAGAGGAAGAGCACAUAUUAUUGCUACAGCAGAUUCUGGCUCUUAAGAGUAGCUAAGGGUGGCUCAGUGAAUUGAGAACCAGGCCUCAGACACUUCCCAGCUGUGUGACCCUGGGCAAGUCACUUGACCCCCAUUACCUAACUCUUACUGCUCUUCUGCCUUAGAACCAAUAUACAGUAUUGAUUCUAAGACCAAAGGAAAGGACAUGAGAGAGAGAGAGAGAGCCAGAUAAACCUGGCUAAUGUCCUACUAAGAAUAAAAUAAGGUUCCUACUCACCCCCAAUACUAUAAUAAACAGAAGCUUUAAAAUUAUCACAUACAUUUAAAGGUGCUUUUAUGGGGCAGCUGGGUGGCUCAGUGGAUUGAGAGCCAGGCCUAGAGAUGGGAGGUCCUGGGUUCAAAUCUGACCUCAGACACUUCCCAGCUGUGUGACCCUGGGCAAGUCAUUUGACCCCCAUUGCCUAGCCCUUACCACUCUUCUGCCUUGGAACCAAUAUACAGUAUUGACUCUAAGACUGAAGGUAAGGGUUUAAAAAUAAAAGGGCUUUUAUGGUACUGAUUUAGUGAUAACAAUGAGACAAUGUUCUGUUUGUUCCAGAAUGCUAUAGUAGAAAGAACAGUUGGUUAGGAUAUAGGAUACUAAGGUUCUAGUUCUAAAACUCAGGCUGUGAUUUUGUAAAGGUUGCUUUUUGGUUUAUUUUCUGUAACAAAUACUCUACCUAUUUAACCUAUCUUACAGAUUACAGCAAAGAUCAAAUGAGAGCAUAAGUACAGAAGUGCUUUGGGAUAUAUAUAUAUACAUAUAUAUAUAUAUAUAAAGCAGGAUAUACAAAUGCGAAUUUAUUUAUUAUAAAUAUUUCAAGAUUAGUCUGGUCUUGGGGAGGAAAACUAAGGAAAUUAAUUUCCCUUAGUAUUGCCUAAACUUUACUGUAUUCCAUUACUGUUAUUACUUGUAAAUCCAAGAAUAAUUCUCUCUGCCAAUGGUUUGACAUGUGAAAUAGGCAUCAAGAUAAUUUCUCUUAAGUCAAAGAAUGUGAGCUCAUCUGCCAAGUGAGUUUCAUAAGGCAUGAAUUAAAAAUAUAUAUUAAAAAAUUCUACUCUGCUUCAUUCAUUCCU